UGACUCUCGCUCUAAACCUUCUUCAUCCACUCUCUCUCAUCCUCUGCAAGAAUGGAAGGUCUAAUUCCAUAUGUCUUCAGAGCUUUCAAGAGGAAGAAGGCCCAGAGGUACUAUACGCAUCUCUCCUCCGGCGCACCAACGGCUAAACCGGAAGAUGGCGUUCAUCGCUACACCUUCGUUUCUCAAAUAGAGGAGUUCAGAGAUAUCGAAGAAGAAGCGGCCUUUGGUCGCCACAGGAAGCAUAGUUCGAUGGAGGAAUUUACAAUUAAGCCCUCAUCUCCUACUGAAGUACGCAGGUUUGGUAGCAUGAGGUUCAUUGGCUGCGUUGCAGGGAUUUAAGUAUUUAGUUUUUUUUUUUUUU
Phalaenopsis equestris is the source of this 361-nucleotide messenger RNA. RefSeq lists its product as uncharacterized. The record is from RefSeq and is a predicted model, not a curated record. The transcript has a single exon. Bases 52 to 339 code for a protein of 95 amino acids. Lineage: Eukaryota; Viridiplantae; Streptophyta; Magnoliopsida; Asparagales; Orchidaceae.